AUGUCAGCAACAGAAUAUGGGAGUGACAUCUCGUUUGAGGCACCCCGGGGCUUCACCGCACUGACCUUCACAGAGACAGGAUUGCUAUUGGCAGGGGGCGAGGACGGCACACUCAGGGUCUAUGAUCUUUCGCCGAGCGCACAAAGGGCCUUAUGCAAAGCCAUCAACGGUCUUCCUGACGAAGUUAGCAGUAUAUGCUGCCAGCCCAGCAAGUUGCCACCGGUGGCGGCUGGGAAGGCCUGGGUUGCGAGCGGAAAGCAAAUAUUGCUGUUCGACUUGACUUCUGACAAGUUGCUGAUUGGAAGCCAGGAGGCUGAAGAGGUUGUCACUCUCAUUGAGGGCAAUGAUGCUGAGGAUAACGUUUUGAAUCAAAAGAUUGGAGUAUCCAAAGACAUGAUUGUUUACUCCUGUGAUUCGGGGGCUGUCGGGGUAUAUGAUAUCCAAACCAAAAAGCGUAGGGUGAUGAAGGCGAUGCAUUCGAGCGUGAGUUGCUGCCACCAAUAUACGCUACUCGUGAUUGAUUGCUCCGGCGACGACCAAAAGAAAGCAAUUGUUUCCGGGGGAUACGACUCCCAUCUCCUUCACUUUGAUAUAUCUACCGGCUCGGUACUUUCCCGGCUGGAUAUAUCCACACAUACAUCAAGUAGGGGCGCACCUGUUUCGCUCGCUCCUCCAUUUCUUUACUCAGUCACAAUAAAUUCCAACGGAGUGUUUACUGCGGGUACUGCCGACGGAAAUGUCCUUGUCGGAAGAGGGGGUGAAAGGGGGCGAAGGGACAGGCCAAACCGACGCAAAUGGAAUGGACUGAGUGCAGACAUGGUCUCGCAAUAUCACAUUGCCGAAGGGCCGGUUAUAGGCGUCGCUUGGGUAGGUUCUUCUGAACUCAUGAGCGUGACUUUACUUGGGCAGGUCAAGCACCUCCGGCUUCCUGAGCCUCAAAAAAGAUCACACGUCCUCAGUCAUACGGACAUAGAAACUCUUUGGGAAACCAGGACAACUAAGGUUGACAAGGUUGAAUCCCUUGCUGUGUUUGAAACUCCUGAGCAUGUUCUUCAUAUUGCUAUUGGCGGUCUCACAUCCACCGGUCGUGGGUGCAUAGAGAUUUGGAAGCGCCCAUUGAAGAGCAACACGGAAUUAUAG
Molecule: messenger RNA, 1140 nt
Organism: Rhizoctonia solani
Lineage: Eukaryota; Fungi; Basidiomycota; Agaricomycetes; Cantharellales; Ceratobasidiaceae
Product: WD40 domain-containing protein
Exons: 8
Coding region: 1-1140 (379 amino acids)
Molecular function (GO): protein binding
Source: RefSeq, a predicted model, not a curated record